UACAGCAUUUUAUGAAUCAUCAUGGCUCCACAUCCCAUAAUGCAGGCCAUCAUUGACUUCGCAGCUGGAGCAGCAGGUGGUACAGCUUGUGUGCUGAGCGGUCAGCCGUUUGACACAACAAAGGUGAAGAUGCAGACGUUCCCCAUGUACCGAGGCUUCAUCCACUGCUUCUCAUCCACCUUCAGGCAGGUGUGAAUACGAGGUCUCUACCAAGGCGCGACUCCAGCUCUCAUAGCCAACAUCAGUGAGAACGCUGUGCUCUUCUUGAGUUAUGGUCUCUGCCAGGAUGCCAUCCCGCUUUGUGUCCAGUUGGAUAAAGGGGCCGAUCUCAGUGAUAUUUCAGAAGGCAUGCGCAGGUCUGUAGCCUCCAUCUUCUCCUAUGGCGAUUGCCCUACCGAGCUGGUGAAAUGUCGCCUGCAGGCCAUGCACGAAAUGGAAGCAUCUGGCAAGAUCCCAAGCGGAAAGAGAAGCACAGUGUGGACAGUAGUGACAGUGUUGAAGACAGACGGUCCCCUGGGUUUCUACCAAGGACUGACGUCCAACAUGGCGAGGGAGAUACCGGGCUACUUCUGCUUUUUUGGGGUCUAUGAACUGUGCCGGUCUAAAUUUUGCCCAGUACAAUGGGCACGGGACAAGGACGGUAUAGGUAUUCUUCCUCUCAUGUUCAGCGGUGGAUUUGGGGGAGCUUGUCUGUGGUUGACGGUCUAUCCCAUAGACUGCGUGAAGUCCAGUAUCCAGGUGUACUCUUUAGCUGGGAGGCAAGAGGGCUUCAUGAAGACCUAUGGUAUCAUACGCACUGAGGGGUUCACUGCUCUGUUCGGGCUGACUCCUACCAUGAUACGCACCUUCCCUGCCAACGGAGCCCUCUUCCUGGCUUAUGAGCUCAGUCGCAAAUUCAUGAUGGAGAGAGUCGGUAACUGAUGUGGAGGAUCUUUACACUUUAAGAAGAAAGUAUUGUGCUGCCUGAAACACUGCCAAAUGUGUUAAUGUUUGAUUAGAUGUGAGACAAAAAAAAACAUGAAGUAUUGGUACUAUUCGUAUGGCUGUAUAGGGAUUAUCUUGUGAACACGUUUCUGUACUGUGCUGGCUACAGUGAUUUAAAAUAAAGUUUUAAUCUUUACUUCCAAAAA
Sebastes umbrosus (honeycomb rockfish) is the source of this 1130-nucleotide messenger RNA. RefSeq names its product solute carrier family 25 member 15a (gene slc25a15a). Lineage: Eukaryota; Metazoa; Chordata; Actinopteri; Perciformes; Sebastidae. Gene Ontology annotation, biological process: mitochondrial L-ornithine transmembrane transport. Gene Ontology annotation, molecular function: L-ornithine transmembrane transporter activity. The record is from RefSeq and is a predicted model, not a curated record.